This is a messenger RNA of Parus major (Great Tit), 2420 nucleotides long. RefSeq names its product immediate early response 3 interacting protein 1 (gene IER3IP1). NCBI's taxonomy places the organism in Eukaryota, Metazoa, Chordata, Aves, Passeriformes, Paridae. The record is from RefSeq and is a predicted model, not a curated record. The transcript is spliced from 3 exons. Gene Ontology annotation, biological process: endoplasmic reticulum to Golgi vesicle-mediated transport. Gene Ontology annotation, cellular component: endoplasmic reticulum membrane; Golgi membrane; COPII-coated ER to Golgi transport vesicle. The coding region runs from base 101 to 349 and encodes 82 amino acids.
GAGGCUCCGCCCCCAGCCCCGCCACGUCUCUCUCGGGCGCCGCUCCCGAUCCUGCUCUCGGUGCCGCUCCCGGUCCCGCCCCGCUCCGCCCCGCUGGGCCAUGGCGUUCACGCUCUACUCGCUGCUGCAGGCCUCCCUCCUCAUCGUCAAUGCCGUGGCCGUGCUGCACGAGGAGCGCUUUCUUCGCCACGUUGGCUGGGGAAGCGAUCAAGGGAUUGGAGGAUUUGGAGAGGAACCAGGAAUUAAAGCACAGCUGACAAACCUCAUUCGAUCAAUACGAACUGUUAUGAGACUGCCAUUAAUAGCCCUGAACUCCAUCACAAUCAUUUUCCUCCUGUUGUUCGGUUGAAGACACCCAGUAGAUAUCCUUUGGACAUCCAAAGAAGCCAGUUGCUGACCACCACUGCUCCGAGUUCCCUGGAAUCCAGCAUGGUUUAGCUGUCAAUCUGACAUUCAACUUAAAAUAAUAAAAGACACUGUUUCUAUUUAUCCCAUUUCCUAAUGUUCCCUUGCAGUUUCAUUAAGCAGGAUCACGGGAUCAAUGCAACAAUGCUGCAAACACAUUGGACUGUGACCAGUUCUGUUGCUGCCUGUUCAUAGUGUUGAUUAAUUAUUAGAGUAAAUGUCAUAGGAUGUUGCAGUGACUGGCAAUGGGCUGCAGCUUUUAAAUGCCUCGUUACUCAGGGAUGAAUUUCCUUCAGUACGCUCUCCAAUUUGUUUUUAAAUUGAGGAAAACAGCAAUCUGUUUGUUUCCAUUUCAAUUACUACCAUGGAACUGUUUAAGAGAAUAUGAAUUAGGCUCUAGAAAUGUGUUAUAAAGAAUAGUUGUUAUAAAGGAUUGAAGUCCAGCUGAGAUAUGGAGGGAGAUAAAACCAGCUGGGUAAAGUCCUGAUUCAGGUUAACAGUGAAAGCUGAAUUUUCCUUCUUUGAUUGGGGAUUUUUGUCUUCCAAGUCAGUAUUUCAUACUGAUGGUGAAGUCAGUUGAAAAUGGGUGCAAUUGCAGUGCAAAACUGAAAAAAAAAAAUAUAAAUUAAAAAUUAAGAAAAAAAAAAAGCUGUACCUAGAGCUGGGUAACUCUCUGUUAACUUUGGGGAUAUUAGUGAUUAACAUUUGUUACUUUUCUGUCAAGGAUUGUUAUUAUACUUUUUAAAAUAUGUAUUAAACUUAUGCGUGGUGAUUACUGUGGUUGAAGUGGGGAACCAUUUGUAUUCUGUGCUUCCGGGAAACAAUGCAGGGAGGUGAAUUACCCUGUGCUUUUCAAAUGCAUUUAUUUGUGAAAAAUCUGCGAAUUUGCAGCCUUUUCUGUUACUGCUCCUUCCCCUGCCCUCCAUCAUCAUCAUCAUUUGUUAAAUUAACAGCUUUAAAAGUGCAACUGUGUGUGUGUGUGUGACUUAGCAGUUCUGUCGCAGAGAAUGCUGCUAAUUGCUUUCCUACCAGGUAUCUCAUCUCAAUUAAGACUGCUGAGUUAGGUCUGAAUUGGAAAAGGUGAUUCUCUUGUAUCCUUUUAGAGAAGUUAGAAUUCUUUGUCUGUUCCUCUGCUAAAGUGUUUUCCCUUAAUUUUGAAGAGGGGAGGUCGAGGGAAACCAGUCAGUUUCAUUAUUUUAAAGCAGCUUAGUCAAUCAUCUUUUCUCCCGAUGUCUUGAUGACUAAAGCAUAUGCUGUUGUAUAUGAAGAAUCUGUAAAAUGUAAAUGCAUUUAAUCAUCUUCAAUCACAGUUUUUUGCAGAGUAAAGUACAUCCAGGAGAAGAGUUUUAUGUUUUUUUCCUUUUUUCUUAGUGAUUUUUGUAAAUAAAUCCUAAAUUUGCAAGUUAAGCACUCUCUUUCCUAACUCUCUAUCUGUGUACAGUGGGGAUAUCUCAAAACUCUGCUUCAUCCUGUUCCAAAUACCAGAGUUACUGCUCUUAUAUGAAAUACAUAAUUUUUCCCUCAUCUCUGUGGCACUUGGCAGUAUCAUGUCUCUGCUGUGGAGCUGUGUUUUGGUUUAUGUAGCAAAUCCAAUGAGACGUGGUAACACUGUCCUGAGGCAGAACAGGAUCUUCAGGAUCUUUAAAUUUUAAAACAUGUGGAUCUGUUACAAGCAAUUCCUUUACGGUGAUCUUUGUGUCAAUCAGAGGUGACGAGUGUUACAAAUACAUAUAUUGGCUUUUCACAAAAUACUGAAAUGGAUGUUAUAUAUAUAUAAUGUUAAAGUAAUUUUGCUUUAGUUUUUUAUUUCUAUUAACUGAACUUAGGCAAAGUAGUGGAAUAGCUGCUGGUUAUGCUUGAACUGCUGCUCGGUUGGGAUAACAUCCGAUGCACACAUGAUGAAGACCCCUGCUACUGAUAUGCCAACAAACACACAGCCAUUAAACUUCACUUUAUUUUCGUCUCCUAUUGCCCUUUGUUAAACUUUUAUUUUAUUAAACUUUAUUAAAAUUUUA